Sinocyclocheilus grahami is the source of this 1508-nucleotide messenger RNA. Its product is annotated as high affinity immunoglobulin epsilon receptor subunit gamma-like. Gene Ontology annotation, biological process: cell surface receptor signaling pathway. Gene Ontology annotation, cellular component: Fc-epsilon receptor I complex. The coding region runs from base 587 to 880 and encodes 97 amino acids. Lineage: Eukaryota; Metazoa; Chordata; Actinopteri; Cypriniformes; Cyprinidae. The transcript has 6 exons. The record is from RefSeq and is a predicted model, not a curated record. Gene Ontology annotation, molecular function: IgE receptor activity.
GUCCUGUUUUUAGGCUGGUUUAGAUCAAAUGUCUAAAGGACACAUGCUUGCUGACGUGGUGGCAAUCAUCGGUACUCAGGACAUCGUGUUUGGGGAAGUGGACCGUUAAGGACACCAGUGUCUGAUCAUGAUUCUGUCUUUGAGAUCCAUUCUAGUGAUGCUAUGACAGAAGUUACUCUAAUUUCUCUAUUUAAAUGCUUAUGAAACCGAAUAAAUAUUUUAAAACCUGGAAAAAGCUCAAAUUCUGUUUAUUUAACAUUACAAGAGCUGGUCGUAAAAGUGCGAACUUGCACGUAGAUUUCAUGCAGGCAAUUUUUUUAUUUAUAUAUAUGUAUAUAUUAAUAUAUUAACUAUGCUGAAUCAGCAUUUCCAAGGAUCAGCGGUCUAAAGCAGAUCACAUGAUUUUCGGCCCUUUUUCCUCUUCGUCACUCAGGGUGGGGGAGGUUUAAACUUCAGAUCUGACAUAUUUUCACCACAACUUCCCUCUUGUCUGCCUCUGAUGUGCAGUUUUACAUCUGUUCACUGAAAGUCGUUUUUGGAGGUGUGCAUCCCGUGAGGUUGUACGCAGAAGCAAAGCCAAGUUUUGAUGAUGAUGAUGAUGAAGGUGGGGUUGCCCUUCUCUCUUCUUUCUAUUUGGCUCAGCUUCGGCAGUGCUGAUGCGAUGAGUUUGAAAGAGCCGCAGAUAUGCUACAUCUUGGACGCGGUACUGUUCAUCUAUGGGAUUGUUCUCACUGUCCUGUACUGCAGAAUGAAGAUGCGAAGUAAACAAUCAGAAAGCUAUUCAGGGAAGAAAGAUGCCGGCGAAGGGGUUUAUGAGGGUCUCAAGCCUCAUGAUCAGGACACAUAUGAGACCAUCAAAAUGAAAAAAGGAAAUAAAUAAGACUCGAAGCAAAAGGAGAGAAGCAAGUUUCUGGACUUAAUACCACUGUCAUCUUAAGCAUCUACCUACUGUUAAUAAGCUGUCAAACAAUUACAAGAAGAAUAUGUUUUGUUUAUACUGUAGUAACUUUUGUUAAUCACUAACAUCAGGCUUUUUGUUUGCUGUUUGUUUGGCAGACGGACUCCAAAUAGAGAUAAUUAAAUAAUCAAACAGAAUGCCAAAGAAACAUGUAUUUUUGUAUGAUCAUUCUGCUGGUUUAAUCAUUUAAAUGUUUUAAUUAAUGUAUUUUCCUGUUCGCCUUAAAACUACAUUUUAAGCUUCUAACAUGUAUACCGCAGCUGCGUGUCACUAUUUUUCGAGGCUAACUUCCUGCUCUAGCUUCUAUAGCAACAUGCCACCAACCCCACAGAGUCCGAGUCAUUUCCUGUUUUAAAGAGUACGAGUGGUCUGACAAAAAGUGCAUCUGACUUUGACCACAGGUGUGACAGAUGGAAACAGAGCUGUGUUUGAUUGUAUAUGUGCGAAGGACUUUUUUUCCCAUUCGUUUAAGAAUAAGCUCUCAUAUUGUUUUGCUCUGUGGCAAUAAUAGUUUUUUUCUGCUACAUGUGGCAUUUGAGAAAACAACUAU